This is a messenger RNA of Geodia barretti, 606 nucleotides long. Lineage: Eukaryota; Metazoa; Porifera; Demospongiae; Tetractinellida; Geodiidae. The record is from the annotation of a GenBank genome assembly.
AUGGGCAGAUAUACCGGACCAUCCUGUCGCCUUUGCCGCCGUGCCGGGGAGAAACUCUUCCUGAAGGGUUGCGCCAUUGAGCGUCGUCAUAUUCCACCCGGAGGCGGCGGCAACCGUCGGCGUCGGGUAUCCGACUACGGAGUUCACCUGCGCGAGAAGCAGAAGGCGCGCCAGAUGUAUGGCGUGAUGGAAGGCCAGUUCCGCAAGUACAUGACCGACGCGUUCAACACUCCGGGAAUCUCCGGCAACAACCUGCUGCGAACGCUGGAACGUCGGCUGGACAACGUGGUUUUCCUGCUGGGGUUUGCCGAUUCGCGCAAGCAGGCCCGCCAAAUGGUUCAGCACGGCCAUUUCACCAUCAACGGGCGCAAAACCGACAUACCUUCUUUUAUGGUAACGCCGGGGCAAACCGUGGCCUGGACCGAAUCUUCCCGCCGGCGGGAUUUCUUCGCGGAACGCACCGAAGGGCUGCCCAAGCGAACACUCCCCAGCUGGCUCACACUGGACCUCACCGCGAUGGUUGGCCAGGUCGUCUCGCUACCUCCGGACAACGAGUUGCCGGACACCAUCAAUUCUCGUCUCAUCGUCGAGUUCUACUCAAGGUAA